CGCUCCAUCCGCCAGUAUCUCCAUGAAGAAGAACAAAGAAAUCCUGAAAACACUCGUGUCUGUUUAUGUAUACAGGUCAGCAAGUCGCUUAAAAUACUGGUUCAUUCGAGCUUUGUACAGACAUGGAAAGGUUAGUUCUGGAUGCCAUGUAUGUUCCUACGAACACCUUGAGCAUUUAUGAUAUAUUAGAAGAAAACCAAUUUAACCAGCGGAUCGUGUUUCCAUGAAUAUGUUUGACCUAAAGUGCGAAAGCUCCUCAGGUGAAGAGGAAGAAGAGACGGAGGGAGGAGAGCCCAGUUUAGCAGCACAGAUAUCCAGGUGUGCGAAUGUGUCCUCAGCGGAUUUAGACGAAUUAGAACACAACCGAAACGAAUCGAGUACUGUAAAGCAAACAAUAUGGGCUGUGAACUGUUUUAAAGCCUGGCUGCGCGAGAAGCAGCUGACAAUCGACUUUAAAACCGCCGAAAAGUCGGAGCUGAACCCGGUGCUGCGCGAGUUUUAUGGAUCUAUUCGGACGAGCAAGGGAGAGUUGUACGGUAUCAGCAGCUAUGUCGGGCUUCGGGCUGGGUUGAAUCGCUUCAUCAACGACCCUCCCCUCAACCGCGCGUGGAAUCUGAUGCAGGACGCCGAAUUCAGGUCCGCCAACAAUGUUUUUAAAGGGGUUGUUAAGCAGAUGCGACGCUCCGGUAGGGAUAUAACCGCACAUUACCCUCCGAUUUCACUCGAAGACCAGCACAUGCUGAAGCAUUCUACUGCACUGGACCCUGGCAACCCAAAAGGCUUGUUAAAUAAGGUGUGGUAUGACAUACAAUUACAUUUCGGACUCCGGGGUAAGGAGGGGAACCGACACCUGCAGCCAAACGCGUUUGUUUUGAACCGAGACCAAAACGGAUUCAAAUACUUCACGAUGACAUUAAACGAGGACAUGAAAAACCUGCAGGAAAGGGAAGGCAAGAAGAAACGAAAGGCUAUGUAUGAAGAGCCUGGCAAUCCGCUGUGUCCGGUUGCCUCUCUGGAGAAAUAUUUGAGCAAAAUUCCCGCCGACGCAAAAGCGCUUUACCUGCAGCCCAAAAGGACGUAUUUUACCAGCGAUGAGAUCUGGUACACUGCAGUUCCUUUGGGAGUCAAUUAUCUGUCCCAAAUGCUGCCCAAAAUAUGCAAAGAGGCCGGCACGAGAACCAUCUACACCAAUCACAGUCUGAGGCUCACUUCAAUACAACGAAUGAACGAAACGAGGGAGAUCAUGGCGGUAUGUUUGCACAGCGUUCCGGUUGAGAUUAGCACUCAGUGGCAGCAGGAAUCUGUUCCAUAUUCCCCCAGCAGUGAACUCGACUCCAGCUCAGCGAAACAAGAGAGUCCUGUGAGCAGCCACAGUUGGGUGAAACAGGAACCGGAGCCUGAAGUAAUCCAGCAGGAAAACAUGAAUUCAGAGGCCGCCACUGAUGCUGAACAGGACAAAUCUCUGAGCAGUGCUGUUGCCACAGCGGAACCUCCAAUGGAGGGUUUACCCAGCAGUGUUGUGCUGACCAUCACCAAACUUCAGUGCCUACUGGAGAGCAAACAGGAGAGGAUUGAUGCUCUGGAGAGGCAGGUGCAGGACCUACAAGAGGAUCGCAAGUUCCUCCGCUCUCAGAUCGAGAACCUCACUGGCGCUCGCUUGGUUUCAGUGCCUGAAGUUCCUAAAGCGAGCACAUCAGUGUUCUCAGAGCCCAGGUCACGUAAAAGGCGGCGUAAGUGCUCGUCCAGCUCAUCUGCCAAUAAUGAGAGCUUCACUGAUGAAUCCAGCAGCACUUCUUCAUCUGAAGAGUCCAGCAGCGUCAGGAAAAAGAGACGCCACAAGAAGAAAGGGAAGAGAGGGUGUGUUUCCCAGCGUGACUAGGUCUUGAUCUGCCUUCAUCGAGAAGAAGAGCAUGAGUAGGGCUUUCCGUCCAAAUCUGUCACUAAGGUUCACAGGGCCCGGGACAAUUUUUAUGAGUCAGCCUCCAUGUGCCCAGGAGUACAGUAGGCUAUACUGUAAAGGACCUUCUUUGGGCUCUCCAUCUUAUGGCCUGGUUGACCCUCCCUGACAGUGUCCCAAAUACGGCCCUCAUCGCAGAACUGCACCUGGUUGCAUAAGUCUGUUCCUCUGGUGGUUCAGGCCUUGUGAGGAAACACUCUCAGCUAUGCCCAGCAGUGUGUCGUCUCUGCAGAGCUGUUCAGUUUGUAAUUCUACAUCCCGGAAAAGACUUGAGAUUUCUGAGCCUUGAUCUAGUGGGUUGGUGGUUUAUGGGUAUAUAUGAGUUUUCUUUGUUGCUAUUAAGUUGCUAUUAAGGACUACAGUGAUUUGUCAUACGUAAUUCUAAAACAUGUAUACAAAGAUUUCAGAUGUCAUUUGAAAACUGCUACUCUGAAAACCAUUUGGAGAACCUUAAGACUAUGGUGAACUAGUCUUCCAGGUUGGCCUACAAUAUCACAACUGAACUGCUGUUUUAUAAUGAUGGAGCGGGUGAAAGCUUCUGAGAACGGCUGCCUAGUACUGCUGAACAAACAUUCUCCAUGUUUGCACACUAGAGGGCGCUCUGAGACUAUUGCAAAGUGGAAAUGAGAGGCAUUGGGUCUUGGAAGGAAAUAAAAAUAGCGGGUGACAUUAAAACAUGUGUUAUGCAUAUGAUGAUAUAUCUCUUUACCCACAAGUUUUAUCACACGAGUUACUGUGCGUACAUCUCUUAGAAGUUUUAAGUAGUUUGUGUAAUAAAUGCACAGAUCUCUUAGAACUGUGCUUUUUUUAUCUUAAGUUGCACAUAUUGUUGCAUACAGUAGCUGAGUGAAAUAGAUCAUCCGGUCAUGUAUGUGUUUUUGUGUUCUUCACAUAAACUCUACCAAGAUUUUAUUCUCACACAGUUCCAUCACAUUCCUUUAUGUCAGGGUAAUUUAAAUCUGGCCCUUGAGGUCCGCUGUCCUGCGAGAGUUUAGCUCCAACCCUAAUGAAACACACCUGAACAAGGUCAUCAAGGUCUUUAGGGUUAUUAGAAAAUUGCAGGCUUGUGAGUCGGAUCAGGUUUGGAGCUGAUCUCUGCAGGACGGGCCCUCAAAAGCCAGAGUUGAAGAACACUACUUGUGAUUUGUUUUGUUUAAAAUGUUUGUUUUUCAUUCUGUGGUUUUGAAAUGUCUGCAGAGUUGUUUAACAAUUAAAGGUGCUGCAAGUGAUUUUAA
Megalobrama amblycephala (Wuchang bream) is the source of this 3192-nucleotide messenger RNA. RefSeq lists its product as uncharacterized. Lineage: Eukaryota; Metazoa; Chordata; Actinopteri; Cypriniformes; Xenocyprididae. The record is from RefSeq and is a predicted model, not a curated record. The coding region runs from base 224 to 1879 and encodes 551 amino acids. The transcript is spliced from 5 exons.